AGUUUAUAGGUUUAAUGGUUAGUUCAAUUAGUUCGCAGUUGAGUCUUAUCCUCGAACAAAACAGCCAAAAAGUCGCAUUCUGCUGGUACGGUUGUUAAAAGAGCAAGUGAUUGAGCCAAUAUUGAAUUCUAGUACUCAUGGAAUAUAGAUCGACCAUCUCUUACGCAGUCGACGUGAUUUGAAGUCUUGUGGCCAGUUUCUUUUUGAAUUAUUAUGCAUCAAUAGCCUGUUAACCUUCCUGCAUUCACAAAUUUCUACCUUGGAAGAAUGAAUUCCACGUUUCCAAAGGGUGGAGUUGAAGAGCCGGCAUAUCCACAACUAGAUUUGAGUGGAAAGCUAAUAAUUAAGGCCCAGCUGGGCGACGAUGUUCGGCGUAUUCCAAUACACAAUGAAGCAAUAACAUAUGAUGAGUUGGUACUAAUGAUGCAGAGGGUAUUCAGAGGGAAGCUCAGCAGUUCUGAUGAAAUUACAAUUAAAUAUAAGGAUGAAGAUGGAGACCUGAUCACCAUUUUCGACAGCUCGGACCUGGCAUUUGCUGUUCAGUACAGUCGCAUUCUAAAGCUUCAGAUUCUGGUUGGGGGAGAGGAUAAAACAAAUCAGCGCAACCAGAGCUUGCAACCUGUGCAAGUACAUCACAUCCGACGUGAACUCCAGCGCAUUCGUGACCAAGUGAACCAUCUUUUGGACUCCAUAGAACCUCGAGCUGUGGAAGUGAGCAGCUCCACUGCAGAGAACCGUAAUGGAGUAGCAGAGAGAAAUAGUGUUGCAUCAAAAUUGAGUUCUAGGGAGUUUGACCCUCUGCAGGAACAGGCACGGCUGAAGAGGAACCACAGUGGAGAGACGGUUGGAUCUGGCAAUGUAAUAGAGGAGGCUCAGCCUGAAGCUACUGUUUCUGAAACUGGGCGGGGUAGUACACCUGACAGCAUUGGCAGUUCAGGCUCACGACAAGUCUCUUCAGGGUUUGAGUCUGGUGGACAGCAGCAGCCACCAGCGUCAUCAUCUCAACAACCUCCACAGCAGCAACAGAUUCCUACUUCACAAGGUUAUCAACCUUCUGAACAACAGCCACCACCUCAAUCUGGGCAACCUUACCAACAGCAAGGAUAUCCUGGAUAUCCUGUGCAGCCAAUGUACUUGAGUGGACAAGUUAUGGGACAGCAAAACCCUGGCAUGAUGGUGCAUGGGCAGCCGUCACUGUGUCAGCCUAGCUUCACAACUGCACCAUAUCAGACUUACCCACCAGUACAACAAGGUUAUCCUCCUGGUCCUCAGAAGGGUGGCACAUCACCUGCUGGUUACCGACCAAGCAACCCAUCUCAGCCAACUCAACCACAGAGCUACCCUCAAGACUAUAACCCUCAACAGAGUGGCUUCCCACCUCCGCGUUUUCCUACUACACAGCAGUCACAACCCCCCACUACUGGUAAUCCCUACAGCAAGGGUGCUUCCUACAGUCGACCUCCGUCGCAGCCUGGAUACCAAUGAGAUGUCUGAGCUUCAUAAAUGGAAGCACUAAAUUACCACGAGAGCUACAUUCAUAACUGUUGUCAGAGUGCUUUGUAGUAUAUUUGUAUUUCAGUAAGGUAUCUAUUGUGUGGUGAAAUUCUUUUAUAUUCAAGUUUUAUUGCUCCAGUUUCUCAUUAUAUAGUAGUAAAGUGAAGAAGAUUGUCAUUCGGUGCUAAUUACCAUGUUUAUCAUGAGUUAUGGAUGCUGAUGAUUAUACAGGUUGUAAAUUCUGUGCAUAUAAAACAUAGCUAACCUUGCAAAGUGCUGAAAACUUACAGCCCUUUAUGAAGAACUAUUAUCGUCAGCUUGUUUGCCGAACCAUGUCAUCUCUUGAGAAAACGUAGUAGGCAACUAAUAUGCCACGCAUUAUGAACACAGAUAUGAAUAUAUUGAAGUAAAAAUAUUGUUCAGAAAAAUUCAGUUAUCACAAUAAAUGUUCAAAUGUCUUCAUUCUUCUCUUAAACAAACUUCAGGUCUCUUACAGAGAUUGACAUUAGUAAGAAUUCACUGACCUCACUAGGUAUGAUUGUUUCACAGAUGUUUUGCAUGAGUUCAUUCAUUAUGUGCAGACUAUUUGAAUAAACUUAAUUUUUUAGGUUUCUGCACAGAUAGAAGUCUGCAGGCCACAA
Cryptotermes secundus is the source of this 2135-nucleotide messenger RNA. Its product is annotated as protein TFG. Lineage: Eukaryota; Metazoa; Arthropoda; Insecta; Blattodea; Kalotermitidae. The transcript has 8 exons. The coding region runs from base 268 to 1485 and encodes 405 amino acids. Gene Ontology annotation, biological process: COPII vesicle coat assembly; endoplasmic reticulum to Golgi vesicle-mediated transport. Gene Ontology annotation, cellular component: endoplasmic reticulum exit site. The record is from RefSeq and is a predicted model, not a curated record. Gene Ontology annotation, molecular function: identical protein binding.